Messenger RNA from Caenorhabditis sp. 36 PRJEB53466, 1115 nucleotides. Lineage: Eukaryota; Metazoa; Nematoda; Chromadorea; Rhabditida; Rhabditidae. The record is from the annotation of a GenBank genome assembly.
AUGCUUCUAAAGCUGAACAGGACUAAAAGUAUGCGAUGAAACCGGUUGAUAGCAUCCUACAUGCUUUCUGUUUUUUUUCCAGAUCUGGCUGAGCUCUUGAAGGUCGAAGGACCCGAAAAGAUUUGGCUGAUGAAAGAAAAGCGAUCGUACAAAAAGAAGAAGAGCUCGGCUCUGAAGAAGAAGAAGAAGGAGAACCAGACCGCUGUCUCUUCGAUCGCCAAACCGAGUAAGAUACUGAAUGAUUUCUUUAACGCUUACUGUUUUCCAAUUUCAGAAAGAGGAAGGCCACGGAAAGUCCGCGAACAGACGAACCAGGCCACCGUUUCUUCGAUCGCCAAACCGAGUAAGAUACUGAAUUAUUUCCUCAACGUUCACUGUUUUUCAAUUUCAGAAAGAGGAAGACCACGGAAGGUCCGCGUAGAGACAGAGGACGGUCAUAAUGUAGAUCCGUCUCAGCAAAGAAGUGAGAUACUCAUACUGAUUUCAUUUUUAGCAGUUAUUGUCUUCAUUUCAGCAGGAUCCGGAAGAUCGCUAGAGAUCCGCAAUGAGGAGGAAGAACGUGACAACGAGACCGCCCCGGUGCAGCAGAAUGAAGGUAAGAUACUGUAGUAUGCCGGAUUUCAAUCAAUACAUUGCAUUUUAGAAGAACGCAAGGGACAGCUGCCAAAUGAAGAGAAAAGAGAGCAUGGCGAUUCGGCUCAGAUUUCAGAGAACGAAGAGCCGAAAGUCGAUGUCGACAACAACGAGGAAUGCCGUCCGAACCAGGCACCAGGUUAGAAACUACAGUGUGCCAGUUCUACAGGCAAAAUCAUUUCAGAGAAGAACAGAGGAAGCUCACAGCCGGAAGAGACACAUGCCGGAGAUGUCCCAAAUCAAAUUAUCGGCCAAGUAAGUUUUCAGAGUGUUUUCUUGAAAAUCUUCUGUGGCUUCAGGGAGAGGAAGGAGAAUUCGAUGAAGAAGACUUCGAUUUGGACGUGGAGAUAGCGAACCUCCCGCCAAGUUUCGUGGAGACACUCGGAGUGCUGCCACGGGGAAUUUUUUACUGCUAUCCGGGGGAUAGCUCGACGUACGAGAACUUCGCCGAAGAAAAUUCGGAGAACAUCGAUUGGUCGUGA